This is a messenger RNA of Microplitis mediator, 7602 nucleotides long. RefSeq lists its product as uncharacterized. The transcript has 6 exons. NCBI's taxonomy places the organism in Eukaryota, Metazoa, Arthropoda, Insecta, Hymenoptera, Braconidae. The record is from RefSeq and is a predicted model, not a curated record. The coding region runs from base 515 to 1576 and encodes 353 amino acids.
CUUCUCUCUAUAAAGUAGGUGUGAAUAAAAUAAUUCAUCUAUUAUAAUAUUAUAAAACACACAAUAAAAUAGCCUACUUACUUGUUAAACCGUGAUAAAUAUAUUAGUAGAUCUAUCAAGAUAUUUUGAAAUUUAUUGAGUAACUUUUAGUGAAAGUUUUUGAUUCAAUACAAUUUAGUCUAUUGAUAUUUUCGAGUGGGUGUUGAUAACACAAAUGAGUGAUUGAAGUGAUAAAACUUGUGUUUGAUUUGAAAAACACAAAAAAAAUAUAAAGGAAAUUGAGUAACUCGUUGAAGUUACGGAAGACAGUACAAAAAUUAUCGGCAAACUGAAAGACAAGUUGGAGGUCAAAAAAAUUUCAGCUAUUAUGCGUAAAGUGAAGGAAGUGAUGAAGAGUAAAACUGUCAGCUGACUAGCAGAGUUAUUCCGCGUUCGAGCGGGAGUUAAAGAAACAAAUCGUCAUCAAGGCGACAGUGAAGAUAAUCAGCAGAACAAAGAUCCCAGGUGCUCGGUAAUGACUUUCGGCACGGCUUUUCACACCGACAAAUCGGGUUUUGAUGAUCACUCAGUCAUGCAUCGACCUAGUACGGUUUCAGGAGAGGAAGGAAUGUUAACCGGAAGUUUAGGAGCCAAAUUAAAAUGUUCAUCACCGAUAUCACGACUGAGAGUAGAAAAAAUCGAGGGUGGAUUGAUGGUUGCUGGCGUUGUUAUAGCAGCGAACUGUCAGAUUGCACUUCCUGCUUUCGGUUUUCUCUUCAUGUUUGUCGGAGCAGUUUUAACUGCUGCAUCCUACCGAGGUCCAGGUGAAGAUGAAGAUAAAGAUUCUUACGCAGCUAGAAUUGCAUUUACCGGGAAUUCACGAAUCUUAGGGCCAAUUUGCAUUGUCGUCGGUGCAUUGAUGCUAGGACUUGGUGUCUUGCUAUGCAUGUUAACAAGGCGUGCAAGAAAAAGGGAACGACGAGUGGGCUUCCAUUGUCCGUUGCAUGGCGACUUUUAUCCACUUGGGCCUGUCAAGGGUGUAGGAAUCCUCGGAGGCAAAGAAGUUGGUCGAUGGCCAAAAAUUCCUUGUUUAAAGGGACGCUCAGAUACUAAAACACUCAACAGUUUUAUGGGAUCGCACAUGGGUCCACCACAAUGUCCACAUUCAGUUCUCAGCAGCACCAGAAGUUCUGUUAGUAGUUCACCAUUAAGUCCUUGUCCAACACCAAUGCCAUUUCUCGUGACAUCCGGAUCUGUCAGCAGUGGAAUGGUACAAAGCGUCGGAGCAAAUCUGUCGCCAGACCAGACUUUUGGAUCGAUCCGAUCUCUCUCGGUGACCCGAGAAGUAGCAAGCUUCCCACUAUCGAGAACACCAACACCACCGCCUCAACACAGGCCACCCACUUCAAAUACUGAAGAUUUGAUCGGAGUAAAUAGUCCGCUUCGUGAAUCUUCGCCUCGACCAGAAAUUCGAGUAAUAGCGCCGUCUCAUCGACCAAUAUCGGCCUUAGCAACAAAUUCAUCGUCCAAUGGCAGUAUUCAAUCAAACCGUAAAUCUGUAAGCAUUUUACUUCCGGAAUAUAAUUCCUCUGGAUGACCCCAGCAUGGCUUCGUCCAUCGCUGCGACGAGGCGCCGCUUUCCAUGUGAGCUCGACAAUUUCCAAAACUGCCUUGCACUGCAUUAUCAGUUAUGGUUUAUAAAUAAAAAUAAAAAAAUAAAUGACAUUACAUUACAUCUUAAGAGGAAAUAAAAAGAAUCAUCACAAGUAGAAACAACACGAGUGAUGAAUAAGAAACAUUACCAGUCGCAAGAUUAUUUAUCUUCAUCACUAGCUAAGAGCAAUGCGAGUGAGAAGUGAAAAAAUAAAACUAACAAAGACUAGAUACAAAUAAACAAGUGUAAGUCAAGAGAUAUUGAUAAAGGUCAUAAGUUAACAGCCCGACAUUUUUGUAAUUCUAUUCCUGACGUAAUAAGGUGGGUCAUGAUUAAGUUUAUAAACUGGAUUAAUAUUAUUGAUCUAAUAAAACAAGACGUAUUAAAUUAUAUAUAUUAUAUAUUUAAUCAUAUUUCUGUUACCAUAUUAUAUGGUAUUUUUAUUUAUAUUAUUGCGAUAAAUAAUUUGUCUAAUUGUUAGAAAUAUGAUCAAUUAAAUCUUGAAUGAAAUUAAAGAUGAAUAAUUAAAUUAAUAAUAAUAUUUAAAAAAAGACAAAAAAAAACUUGUAUUACUUUUAUACACAGAAAAGAAAACGAUUUUUUGGCGCAAAAAAUUUUUAUUCGCCCCAAGAAAAUUUUUAUCUGCCCUAAGAAAUUUGUUUGCAUCAUAAAUUGAAAACAAAAAUUUUCUUGGGGCGAGAAAAAAUUUUCUGGAGCCAAGAAAAAAAUUUUUUUGUUCAUUUGAUAAUGAAAAAUUUUUCUUGCAUCAAGAAAUUAUUUUUUUCUGUGUACUCAAAUUACAGUCUUACAUAUCGCAAAAGUCACAAGCUUCGCAAGCUGACAAUAAUCAGUAUAAUAAAAUGGUUUUUUCAGUUAUUGCUAUUGAUCUUUGGUAAUAGACAAGUUUAUAAAAAAUUAUUGGAAAAAUAUUUUUAAAUAAACAGUCAAUUUUUCUUUCUUUUUGCUUUGGUCAAUGAUUGCGAUUUAAAAAAAAAUAAAAUUUAUUUGCUAUAGUGAAGACAAAUAUAAUCAUUCAGUUUGGAUAUUUCAUAACUUACUGAAUUCUUAUGUAAAUAAAUUUAUACAGUUGAUAACUUUAUUGAAUACCAACGGAAAUAAUUAAAUUUUAUAAUGCUCUUUUUUAAUUGAAAAAACUUUUUCUGCCCUCCGGCCGGAAAGUGGCAACUUUCGGGCCGCUGCCCUAAACGAAGUUGCAACUUUCCGGCUUCGUCGAGCAGAAAAAUAGUAUACGCACCUUGGCCAGUAAAAAAGAAAGCCUCAGACCACAUGUUUGUCAGCCUCGGCUUCGCCUCGGCCAACAAUUACAUGUGCUCUGAGACUUUUCUUAUUUUACUGGCCUAGGUAUGUAAUAUACUAUUUUUUUAUUUUUAAAAUAAAUUCAUUCAUUAUAUAUAUCCUGACAUCAAAGUUAAAUUUAUUGUUGAGGUUUAGGAAAUAUGAUAGUUUAUUACGACGCUAGUAUUUACAUAAAAAUAUGUUUGUAUAUAAUUAUAAUGUUUAUUUACGUAAGUUUUUUUUUACGUAAUUUUGCUUGAACGCCCUCAGGUAACUUUUAGUUGUAAUAAAAAUUCAAAUCAUCCAUACAGUUACAAUUAUUAAAAUAAUAGUCGUUCACAAAAAGUUAAGAAUAAGUAAAAUAAAACUUUUUAUCUUAAAGGGCAUUCUCAGAGUACCCCUUUUUUUUUUUUAUAAAAUAUGCAAUGACUUUUAACUGUCAUAGUAUUCAAAUUUUAUUAAUUAAUUAAUAAACAAAUUAAAAGCUUAAUUUAAAAAAAGACAAUUUCACUAAGAUAUAGAAUUUAAAAAAAAUACUUGCAGUUGUUAUCAAUAAGGAGUUAAACAAAAUUUUGAAAAUAAAUUCAACCCUUCGUCCGUCGCGUUAUCCGAAUUUUUAUUAAAAGAUUAUUUAAAAAAAAAAAUUUCUAGUUUGAAAUUUUAUGAGUUCUUCUGCUAUACUUUUUAGUAUCGAAUGAAUUAAUGAUAAUUAUUUUAAAAAAGUUUGGUAAAUCCAAAAGUGCACGACUUUGAUGCUCAUUUGCAAAAAAAAAAAAAAAAAGAAAAAUGUACGAUAAAAGUUUCAAGGACAAAUUUUUUUGUUUUUUCCUUUCUGUUACACUAGAAAUUUCAAUUUCGCUCCGAAAAGUAGUCAGAUGUAUUUUUUCACGUAAGCGCGACUGGUGUGACGAAAGUAUAUGUAAAAAAACAUAUAUAGAUAUACAAAAUUAGUUGUUCUUUUUAUUAAUUAUAAUUAAAUGGGGCCGAAUUUGAUGGCCAUUUAUGUCACACUUCUUCUUCGGCCCUAAAAUGAUCUUUUAAUAAAAAAAGUGAUCCAAAUAAUGGCUUUUUUCUCGAGGUUUUGUGUUUACGAGUUUCGGGCGCUUUUUCUACUGCUUGACGGGAAAGUUUUUUUUUUACAUUUUGAUGUUUUUUUAGUUAUUUAAUACAUCAAAUUGGUCUUUAUAAGUAAUAAAAUUAAUCCUUAUUACAUUCUCUAUCCGAUGAUGUGUAACUUGGUUAAGCUCCGUGGACUAACAGGAGUAAAACAGUAAAAACAGUAGCGAAAAAGAGGCAAACUGAAUUUUUCAAUCGUAAAGCACACUCUAAUGCUUCGCAUGAAGAGUCGUGCAAUAUUUAAAAAAUAAGGUUUUUUUGGAAAACUUGAGAACGCGACGAUUUGCUGCUGACGCGAGUAAAACAGGCGUUGAAUUUCAAUUUUCUGCGCAAUUGCCAGUUAGCACCAGCGACACAUUUCUAGUUCAUUUAAUUCAUCUCUUUCUUUAAUAUUUUUAUUUAAUACAAAUUUCUUAUUUUAGUAAAAAAUAUUACGGUUGUCUAGUCGUAUAAACUUGUGUAAUUAUGAUUUUGAAAAAUCAUAGUUAUGGUACUUGACAACACCGCAGUAUUAAAUACAUACCGGCGCGACGGAGGGUUAAGUCUGCAAAAUUUGAAAAUUUGAAUUCGAAAAUUGACAUCAAGAUUUUACUGUAAUUUAUUUUCCUAAUUUUGUUUAACUCUCGAUUGAUAUCAACUGUAAGUAAUUUUUUUAAAAUUCUACAUCUCGGCGAAAUUGUUAAAUUUAACAUAAAAUUUAAAACUGUAAUUAAAAAUGCUUCAAAUAUUUGACAUUCCAACUUUACUAUAUGUGACAAUCAGUAAUUUAUAAUAAAACGUAACAUUGACCAUAGAAAAAAGAAUGACAUAAAUUGAAAUACAUCGAUAUUAAUACUCAUCUUUCUCAAUAAUUAUCUAAUUAUCUAAAUCUUGGAUAUGUUGGCUUGAAUAAAUGAAAAAUGAAAUUUUGAAAUGAGUGAAAUAAAAUUAGGGACGAUAGUGAUGAUGAUAAUCAAUAAAGACAAAUAAAUUAUUUUAUUACUAAGGUACUUUUAUUUUAAAAAUGCUUGUAAUGAUGUAAUUUAACACGAGGAUUUUCAUUAAUCAUUUAUGUAAAUUUAUUUAAAAUGAAAAUUUGUUAAUCUCAUUUGUAAUUAAUUUAAGUUACUUUUAAGCUACUCCAUAUUUUGUAUUAUGCUUAUUUUUUCUGUCUGUUCGUUUAAUCACAAUAAUUAUUGAAUACUAUCUAUAAUAAUUAAUUAAUUAGAUAAAAAAAAAAUAGACUAAUAGACUCAUGAAAGAAAUUACAAUUAAAGUGACAACGAUCAGACAGAUGAAAAAUUGUAAUCGAUAAGAGUCUAGUCUUGUAUAUAAUUAGUUAAGCAAGGUGAUAAACAAACAACGUGAUUUGAUGAUGCAGGUUUUAAAUUUAACCUUUCGUCCAUCGCGCUAUGAGGGAAUCCCCGGUUUUUUUUUUUUUUUUUUUUUUUUUUUAAAUACAAUUUUAGAAAAACGAAUCAUAACUUUCCUAAACUGAUUCAGCAAUUCGUGUAAUAAUGUCUUACUAAUCGAUAUAAAUAAUCGAGAAAUCACGUCGAUUUUCUCACUGUGCGACUGAUCUCGUAAGUAAAAUUUGAAUUGCAACAUUACCAUAUUUAUAAAAAAUGUUGGAAAAUCCAAAAGCGCGCACCUCAAUCGCUCAUUUUAUUUUAAAUCAUUACUUCUAUUUUAUUUUUUUUAAAUAUCCCGCCUUUUUGUCUUUUUUUAAAUCCAACUAUUACGCUAGUGCUGCCACCAGUAGUUGAUAGAGAGAAAAAGGAAAAAAAUAAUAAUAGUAAAAAUAAAAAUGGCAGCUAAAUUUUUCGUGAGUAAUCAAUUUUACGUUUUUAAUUAAUUACAAUUAAACUAAAAGGAUUUGGAUAGAGAUUUUCUAUAGGGUUCUUGUGAUCACAAAUACAAAGAUAAUAAAAAAAAAAUUAGGCCGAUUAAUUGUGUCUAUUAAUAGUUAUCGUGAUUACGAAGUUUCAUACACAACAGUUGACAACUCGUGUCUGAGAUUCAAAAAUGGAACUAUAAUUUGUUCAAAAAUAUGGAGCUUAGUCGUGUAAAUAAUCAAUGACUUUCAUGUAAAAUAUUUAUUUCAGAAAAAUGUGAAUAAAAAAUUAAUAAUCUGAUCAAAAAAAUUAGAGAAAUUUCGAAAUCGACGUGGCAAUAUUGCACUAAAAUUAACAUUAGGGCGAUUCCCUCACUGGGCGGAGGAUACGCGAUGGACGAAAGGUUAAAAGACGAGAAUGUGUCGAAGUUUAUAAAAUAACUAGUACUGAACAAAAGGGUCGUACAGUCAAAUCCGUCCGAUUUUUUUAAUAAGUAUCGAGAGUUAGUUAAUUUAUAUUAAAUUUGUUUUUUAAGCAAUUUUGAUACAUAGUAUAAAUUAUUUGAUUCAAUUGCUGAUAAAUUAGACAUAUAUUAUUAUUAUUAUUAUUAUUAUUAUUAAUAAGAAACUUUAAUUAAUUGUUGUAAAAUUUCUAAGUAAAAUUGAUGGUAAAUUUUUGAGUUAAUUUCUUAAUAAAUUUUUAUAAAAUUUAGUUUAAAAAAAUAAUGAUAAAAUUUAGAUGUCUAAAUUUGUUAAAGGUGAUAUUUUUUAAUCAAUAGACAAUGAUAUAAUGUAUGUGUAAUUAAGAUAUAGAAAUUAAAAAUAUGAUUGACAGAAAAUUUUUAAAAAAUUAUAUUAAUGUUGAUUAUUAAAAUUUUGUGAAUACUUUUAAUUUAUUUUAAAUUUAAAAAAAAAAAAAAGUAUCAAAGCUCAAUGAACUUAAAGCUUACGGGAAUAAAUUUUUGAAACUUAGAAAAAAUAUGAAAAACUUGCAAAAAAAAAAAUAAAAGUUAAUUUGUAUAAAAUUUUAAAUAAAUAAAAAUUAACAAAUUAUUUUAAUGAGUAAAAAAAACUUGAACUAUCACUUAGUUUAGAAAAAAUACUCUCGAUACUCUUGACAAAAUGAAAUACGAUGGAUUUGAUAGAUGAAAAUAUAAUAAACAAUGUAAGAAGGAAAAAUGAUAAUAUGGGAAUUUAUUAGACAAUAUCUAAUACGAGUUUAUUAAGUAAUUUUACCAAUAUUCAUACGUAGCUCAAUCUAUAGUAAUUAAUUAAAUUUAAUAAAAAAUAUAUAGACAUAAUUAAGGGAAAAAAAUGAACAGUAAAAUUACUAACGUAUAGUGAUCAUAAUAAAACUGAACUAUGAAUUUAUUGGCGGAUUGAUUGGAUGGAAUAAAAUAAAAAAAAAAAAAGCGUGUGCCAAAAUACGCCGAUGCUGUUAGAAAAAGUAAUAAAAUAAUUCCCAUAGGAAGUUGAUUUAAAAAUAAUUACAUCUCUUGGGUAAUCAAAAAAUAAAGCCUACAGUUUUGUAAGCGAAUGAGAGCUUUUAUUGCUAAUUGUUACUUUGCCUUCGAUAUCAUAAAUAUAAUUAUGUUAUUACUUAUAUUUUAUUUUAAAUUCAAUUAAAUUGUAUAUUCAUUAUUUUUAAAUCAUCAAGACUAUAAUUUAAUCAUAUUAGGCUAUUGAUUUUAAUUAUCGUUUUUAUUAUUUUGUACUAUAUUUGAAUAAAAAAAGUUAACUCUUA